Messenger RNA from Caretta caretta (loggerhead turtle), 3519 nucleotides. It is a transcript of the gene TRPM5, whose product is annotated as transient receptor potential cation channel subfamily M member 5. Lineage: Eukaryota; Metazoa; Chordata; Testudines; Cheloniidae. Gene Ontology annotation, biological process: calcium ion transmembrane transport. Gene Ontology annotation, cellular component: plasma membrane. The record is from RefSeq and is a predicted model, not a curated record. Gene Ontology annotation, molecular function: ligand-gated calcium channel activity; calcium-activated cation channel activity.
AUGGAAGACACAGAAGCCAAACUUUGCAGUAAUGUCAAAGAAGAAGCAUUCAGAAGGGAAUUGCCAUACUGUACAGGAGAAAUUGACUUCAUGGCUUCCGGAAAGAAACGAGGGAAGUUUGUUAAAGUUCCAUGUGCCAUCCAUCCUGGAGUUAUAUUUGAUAUUAUGAUCAACAAAUGGAACCUACCUGCUCCCAACUUGGUUGUCUCUUUAGUUGGAGAAGAAGAAAACUUCCAAAUGAAACCUUGGUUACGGGACACCUUAAGAAAAGGACUUGUAAAGGCUGCAGAAAGCACUGGUGCCUGGAUCUUUACCAGCGCUCUACGUGUUGGAAUAACGAGGCAUAUAGGGCAAGCAGUCCAAAAUCACAUGCUGGCUAGUACUUCAGCCAGAGUAAGAGUGAUUGCAAUAGGAAUAACUUCACUGGGAAAAAUUCAGCACAGAGAGAUUCUGGACAAUGUGAAGAAUGAAAAUCUUGUAUGCUACAAGUCAGAUGAUAACGGCCAAGGGCCACUGUACUCCCUUGACAACAAUCACUCCCAUUUUAUUUUGGUGGAUCAGAUAAAUCCAGAUGAGCCAGAUGGAACUACUAAACUACGGCUCACCUUGGAGAAACACAUUUCAGAACAGCGCACUGGGUAUGGAGGAACAGGUAGCAUUGAAAUCCCUGUGCUUUGUUUACUGGUAAAUGGAGGACCAAAAACACUUGAGAGAAUUUGCAGGGGCUUGGAAAACUCUGCUCCCUGGCUUAUCUUAGCAGGAUCUGGGGGUACAGCUGACAUCUUAGCUGCAGUAGUGAAUGAGCCACAGCUUAUUGUGCCACAAGUUGUUGAAAAGCAACUUAAAGAGAAAUUCCCUACGGAAAACUUUUUAUGGAAGGACAUUCUGCAGUGGACAGCAACAAUUCAGAACAUUGUUUCCCAGCAGCAUCUUUUAACAGUGCACAGUUUUGAGCAAGAAGGUUCAGAUGAAUUAGACACAGUCAUUUUGAAAGCUUUGGUCAAAGCCUGUAAAAGUCACAGUCAGGAAGCUCAGGAAUACCUGGAUGAACUGAAGCUGGCAGUGGCCUGGAAUAGAGUGGACAUAGCUAAAAGUGAAAUAUUCAAUGGAGACGUGGAAUGGAAGUCCUGCGACCUAGAGGAAGUGAUGAUGGAUGCUCUGGUGAAUGAUAAGCCAGAAUUCGUAAAGUUAUUUAUCGACAAUGGGGCCAACGUGUACGACUUCCUGACGUACAGCCGGCUUCAGAGGCUCUACUGCUCUAUCUCUCGGAAAUGCCUCCUCUAUGCACUCCUGCUGAAGAAACACGAGGAAAGCAGGCUGACACUAGCAGGGAUCACGGGUCAACAACAGAAGGAAAUGAUGGACGUCUGCCCGCUCUUUAGCCUCCAUGAAGUUUCUAGAGUUCUCAAGGAUUUUCUUCAUGAUGCAUGUAAAGGUUUCUAUCAAGAGGUCAAGCCAGGAAGCAAGAAGAAAGCUGAUAAAACAAAUGCAAAACGAUUACCUGGGCUCCUGGAUAUGAACCAGAAGAGUGAGAAUCCCUGGAGGGAUUUAUUUUUAUGGGCAGUACUUCAAAACCGGCACAAGAUGGCAAACUAUUUCUGGGCUAUGGGACAAGAAGGUGUAGCUGCAGCUUUGGCAGCUUGUAAGAUUCUCAAGGACAUGUCCCGACUGGAGACUGAGGCUGAAGUAGCCCGUAGGAUGAAAGAAGCCAAGUAUGAUCAGCUCGCUCUGGAGCUAUUCAGUGAAUGCUAUCACAACAGUGAGGAACGAGCUUUUGCUUUACUGGUGAGGAAAAACCAAUACUGGAGCAAAACCACCUGUCUCCACUUGGCUACAGAAGCAGACGCUAAGUCUUUCUUUGCACAUGAUGGUGUCCAGGCCUUCUUGACAAAAAUCUGGUGGGGAGACAUGUCAACAAGCACGCCAAUCCUGAAAUUAAUCUGCGGGUUCUGGUGUCCUCUUCUAAUCUACACUAAUCUAAUAGCAUUCAGUGAGCAAGUACAAUCAAAGAAUGAGCCAGAGACAUUCAGAGAGCUAGACAGCCUAGACACAGAAAGGACUUUGCUUUUUUCCAAGGAGGGGGAUAGGGUAGAUGUCAAAGUAGAGAAGCAGAGGUCUGCUGAAAACAUAGCAUGGGCAACAUUCAUGUUUACUCGCUGGAAAAAGUUUUGGAGUGCCCCUGUAACAGUGUUUAUGGGGAACGUUAUCAUGUAUUUUGCUUUUCUGUUUCUAUUUACCUAUGUCUUGUUACUGGAUUUUAAACCAGCACCACCUGAGGGUCCCUCUGUUAAGGAGAUUAUACUUUACUUUUGGGUUUUUACAUUGGUCUUGGAAGAAAUCCGACAGAGUUUCUUUACAGAUGAAGACAUGAAUUUAAUUAAGAAAUUUAAACUGUAUGUGGAGGAUAACUGGAAUAAGUGUGAUAUGGUGGCCAUCUUUCUGUUUAUAAUUGGAGUGACCUGCAGAAUGCUGAACUCAACAUUUCAAGCUGGCCGUACAGUACUUGCCAUUGAUUUCAUGGUGUUCGCUCUGAGACUGAUACAUAUUUUUGCCAUUCACAAGCAACUAGGGCCAAAGAUCAUAAUUGUGGAAAGAAUGAUGAAGGAUGUUUUCUUCUUUCUCUUUUUCCUGAGUGUAUGGCUCAUUGCCUAUGGUGUGACGACUCAAGCCUUACUCCAUCCUGAUGACAGCCGAGUGGAAUGGAUAUUCAGAAGGGUGCUUUAUCGUCCCUACCUUCAGAUAUUUGGGCAGAUUCCACUGGAUGAAAUAGACACAUCUCGCAUGCGUCUUCAGAACUGUACCUCUACCCUGAAGAGUCCACAAGAAAAUUCACCAUUAUGUUCUAAUACCUAUGCCAACUGGCUUGUCAUACUUCUGUUGGUCAUUUUCUUACUGGUCACCAAUGUGCUACUUAUGAAUCUCCUGAUUGCAAUGUUCAGUUAUACUUUUCAAGUUGUUCAGGGCAACGCAGACAUCUUCUGGAAAUUUCAGCGUUACAACCUGAUUGUGGAAUACCAUGGCCGUCCAGCCUUGGCACCGCCAUUUAUCAUUAUUAGCCACAUGCAUCUGAUUCUCCGAAGAAUCUUUAAAAAGAUGGAGCACAAAAAGGAACAUCUGGAAAGAGAUCUGCCAGACAGCCUGGAUCAAAAAAUCAUAACAUGGGAGGUGGUCCAAAAGGAAAAUUAUCUUGCAAACCUGGAACAAAAGGAAAAAGAAAGUAACGAAGAGAGACUAAAGAAAACAUUUAACAAGGUAGACAACCUGUCUAAAUAUUUUAGUGGAAUGAAAGAGCAAGAGAAACGGCUAAGAUCUCUAGAAUCACAAGUUAACUACUGUUCAGCUGUUAUUUCUUCCAUGGCAGAUACUUUAAGCAAAAAUAACCUCUUGUGCAAUAGACCAGUUCCAAAAUAUACAAGUUUUAUGAAUACCAGCACAAAUCAAACAAUCCUACUAGAAAGAAGCAAAGGUAAAGAGCAUACAGAAGAGUCUGAAAAUGACAUGAUGUACAUUGAUAAUUAA